Molecule: messenger RNA, 660 nt
Organism: Trypanosoma cruzi
Lineage: Eukaryota; Euglenozoa; Kinetoplastea; Trypanosomatida; Trypanosomatidae
Product: rab1 small GTP-binding protein, putative
Exons: 1
Coding region: 1-660 (219 amino acids)
Molecular function (GO): GTPase activity; GTP binding
Source: RefSeq, a predicted model, not a curated record
AUGUCCUCUUCAUCCGCCCCUGGAGGGGACUGCGACUAUAUCUUUAAAAUCAUCGUCAUUGGUGAUAGUGGUGUGGGAAAAUCAUCUCUGACGGUGCGUCUAUCAGAAGAUGUCUUCUACAAGGACUACGCAUCCACCAUCGCCAUUGACUUCCGCAUGCAUCAGAUGAAUUACAUGGAUAAGCGUGUUCGCCUGCAGAUUUGGGACACCGCUGGACAGGAAAGAUUUCAGUCCGUUGCCACUGCCUUCUACCGUGGUGCAAAUGGUGUGAUGCUUUGCUUUGACCUCACUCACCGCCCCUCGUUCCUCCAUUUAGAUCAAUGGAUUGAGCGUGUGCGUCAGCAGGCCCUUCCAGGAAUACCAUGUCUGCUUAUUGGAUGUAAAAGCGACGAGGCCCGCAGUGCACGACAAGUUUCAAAGGAGGAAGCAACCGCCUGGGCGCAGCAGCACGGCAUUUCAUACAUCGAGACAAGCGCAAAAGAGAAGGAAAACGUGCAAUAUGCGUUUCAGGAGAUUACCAAAGAGAUCUUUUUGGAUAUGAAGGACCGCAACGGGAAGCCAAUGGCGUCGGGCGGGAAGAGUGCAGGAAGGUCAGAAAGCGUGAGGUUAGAUAGCCAAGGAGGAAGACGCAAAACCUCCGAAAGGGGCAGGUGCUGUUAG